AUGAGCGAGCCGAAUACUGAUAACACGGAGAAAGAACUUCCGAGUCAGAAACUGGACGAAGAAAAUGAGUUGGAGUUCGAAUUUACUGCGGAAUGUAUGCCUGGAAGUGCCAACGCUGACGAUCUGUCGAAGCUUCGCUUUUCCAUCCAAAAGAUUUCGGCUCUUUUCUACAAGGCGUCUUUCAAUCUUGCGAUCCGCCUGUAUCAAAACCGUCCCGUGGAAGAAGCGAACAAACUUUCCGAGGUUUUCUUUUCUAAAUAAGAAAAUCCGAUGCUUUUUUGUAGGAAAAAGCUGAGCUCAGCCUCAAGGAGUCUGAAAUCGUGAGUUUGGUAGUUACAAGUUGCAUCGAUACGUAUGGAACGGUGCAUGGAAGGGAGCGAUUCAAUUAUCAUAGGAAAAUGCAGGUUUUUUUUUCUUCGUUUUCAAAUUCGAUAUUGAAUUUCAGAUGUGUGUACCGUCUGUUUUUCGUGUUAUGAAUGAGAUCAAGGAUGGAUUGAAGGAGUUCGGAGACGAAGAGGUGACCCUUUUGUUGUAAAUGAUAAUUGCGAGAAAUUUUCAAGCGUAUCGAUUUUCGGAUUUCAAAACAUAGCGAGAUUUGAAGAACAGUUUUCAAGAUUGAAGAAUCAGAGAAGAGAACCGCUUUACUCAAAUUCGGGUGUGGAUUCGUCAGAAUUUCCUUCGAAUUAAAUAAACAUAGUUUUGUAGUUUUGGAAAACUUAAACGCUUUGAAGAAAAUAGAAUCGUUUUUUUUUUUCCGACUAGAAGCAAGUCAAGAUUUUUUAUUCCUCGACGCAUUCUCGAGCCUAAAAAAAUAAAUUUCAAGCCCAAACUUCUACUCCUCGAAAAAUAAAUCAAGGUUCUUUUUUCAGAUCGAGAAACAUCCGAGCUGGAACGCUGUUGCAAAAUCACUGAAUAGGUCCGCCCAACGGUUGAUGUUGCAAAAUGAGAUUUCUGAUUAAUUUACUAGUUUUCGUAUUUUUAUUUCAAUUUUUCAUUGUCAAAUUGCCAAACGUUUCAUUUUAGUCACAUGAAUCUUCAAAAUAAACCAUUGGUACAUCACCCACUUUGCUUCAAGACCUUUAUGUUUGCUGUGUUUUUUGCAGUUUUCUAGAGCAAAUUUCGAAGACGACCAACUUGUCGAGCUGUAGAAUUCCGAAAGUUUCAAUUCCUUUUUCAAUGAAUAAUGUUUUAAACACUUCUUUUUUGAGAAGCUUUUUUUUGAGAUGAAAAUUAUACUACAAAAGAAGAUAUGAAAAACUUCAAACUGCACGUCACUGACCAGGGAAUGGUCUCCAUUCGCAGUGGGACUUCUGAAUGAGACUAGGUUCACUAGAUGUAGUUUUUCACGCUGAUUCCAAAUCUGGUCGAAAAACUCGAUGUCUCCGAAUGAGCUCAUUUUUAGAGGGUAUAUGAUCCUUGUUCCCCGGUCACGAAAAACCAUUUGAUUUUUUUUGAAAAUUUUCUGUAGCCCAGAUAUGAUUUUUCAAAGCUCGGCGCGGGAUAAGAGCAUGCGAGCGCGAUGUCCUAUCGCGAUCCGACGGCUGUCGAAGCAACGGCGGCGAGGAGCAGUGGAAAGGCGGCGGACUGCGGAUCACGAGGUCAUAGGUUCGGUGCCCACGCUGUGCAAACUUUUUUUUGCAAUUUUUCCUUUUUUGGAUACUUUCGUCUAACUGCUCCUUUUUUGAGUUUUGAGGCGUAUAAACACGAAAACACUGCGUUUUGAACUUGUUCAAACAGCUAAAAUUCUUUUUGUCGCAAAUUUUUUUCAUGAAAUUUUCGGUGAUUUUCCAUGUGUUGGAGUGUCAAAAAUUUCGAAAAAAUUUUUUGGUUUUUUUUUCUUUUUUUCUUUUUCCAAAAGCUGUCUAGACCGAAUUCAUCACAGCUACGCUGAUAGACAAUGUGGAACUUUUCAAUGAUUUUUAUCCAAAAAAAUAUCCAAAUUUAUUUCAGGUUUUUUUGCUGAAACUUUCAAGGAGGCUCCCUUUGACUCGUGAAUGAAAUUAAAAGAAAAACCUUACUAAUAACUUCCGUUCAAUGAAAAUUUUUAAAAGGUUAUAGUCAGACUUCGGCGAGUAGAAAGUUCCAAAAAGAAAUUGAAAAAAAGAAAAAAAUAAAGUUUCUGUGAUGAAUUCGGUCUAGACAGCUUUUGGAAAAAGAAAAAAAGCAAAAAAUUUUUUCUGAAAUUUUCGACACUCCAACCUAUGCUCAUGGAAAAUCAUGGAAAAUCACCGAAAAUUUGCGACAAAAAGAAUUUUAGCUGUUUGAAUAAGUUCAAAACGCAGUGUUUUCGUGUUUAUACGCCUCAAAACUCAAAAAAGGAGCAGUUAGACGAAAGUAUCCAAAAAAGGAAAAUUGCAAAAAAAAAAGUUUGCACAGCGUGGGCACCGAACCUAUGACCUCGUGAUCCGCAGUCCGCCGCCUUUCCACUGCUCCUCGCCGCCGUUGCUUCGACAGCCGUCGGAUCGCGAUAGGACAUCGCGCUCGCAUGCUCUUAUCCCGCGCCGAGCUUUGA
Messenger RNA from Caenorhabditis auriculariae, 2512 nucleotides. Lineage: Eukaryota; Metazoa; Nematoda; Chromadorea; Rhabditida; Rhabditidae. The record is from the annotation of a GenBank genome assembly.